Messenger RNA from Amphiprion ocellaris (clown anemonefish), 1428 nucleotides. It is a transcript of the gene mapk12b, whose product is annotated as mitogen-activated protein kinase 12b. The transcript has 12 exons. Gene Ontology annotation, biological process: protein phosphorylation; intracellular signal transduction. Gene Ontology annotation, cellular component: cytoplasm; nucleus. The record is from RefSeq and is a predicted model, not a curated record. Gene Ontology annotation, molecular function: MAP kinase activity; ATP binding. Bases 201 to 1283 code for a protein of 360 amino acids. Lineage: Eukaryota; Metazoa; Chordata; Actinopteri; Pomacentridae.
UGUGUGUGUGUGUUUGUGUGUGUUGGGGGGUGAACCCGGCGACGCUGCGCUGCUGCACAACUGCUGGUUCAUGUUGAGACUCCGGACCGCGGUGUGCACUGUGCGUCUUGCGCGUCUAAAAUUAAAAAAAAAACUUUGACUUGUUCUCAUGAGCGCAGAGACCCACAGACCGACAUCAGCCUCGUCUCAUCAGUAGAGGAAUGGCUGUGCGGUCCAGGACGGGAUUCUGUCGGCAGGAGGUGAACAGAACCGUGUGGGAGGUUCCGGAGCGGUACCGGGAUCUGAAGCAGGUCGGAACGGGAGCGUACGGGACUGUGUGUUCGGCAUGGGAUCGCCGGACAGGAACACAGGUGGCCAUCAAGAAGCUUCACCGGCCCUUCCAGUCCAAGCUUUUUGGCAAAAGGGCCUACAGAGAGCUGCGACUCCUCAAACACAUGAAGCACGAAAAUGUAAUUGGACUGUUGGAUGUUUUCACCGCUGAGAUCUCUCUGGACCGAUUUCGUGACUUCUACCUGGUGAUGCCGUACAUGGGCACCGACCUCGGAAAACUCAUGAAAAUGGAGAGAUUAACUGAAGACCGAGUGCAGUUCCUCGUCUAUCAGAUGCUCAAAGGACUCAAGUAUAUCCACUCGGCAGGGAUCAUCCACAGGGACCUCAAACCUGGAAAUUUAGCCAUUAAUCCAGACUGUGAGUUAAAGAUUCUUGACUUUGGCCUGGCAAGGCAGGCUGAUGCAGAAAUGACGGGUUAUGUGGUGACACGCUGGUACAGAGCUCCUGAAGUUAUCCUCAACUGGAUGCACUACACGCAAACUGUGGACAUCUGGUCGGCAGGUUGUAUCAUGGCAGAGAUGCUGCUGGGGAAGCCGCUGUUCAAAGGAAAUGAUCACCUGGACCAGCUGAGAGAGAUCAUGAAGAUUACAGGAACCCCAACUGCUGACUUUGUUGUGAAACUGCAGAGUCAAGACGCCAAAAACUACAUCCGAAGUCUAACAAAAGUGCCAAAAAAAGAUUUGCACUCCAUUUUCUCCAAAGCCAGCUCCAAUGCGGUGUGCGUCUUGGAGAAGAUGCUGCUGCUGGAUCCUGAGCGGAGGGUCAGUGCCUCGGAGGCCCUCGACCUGCCGUUCUUCAGCGAGUUCAGAGAUACCGAGGAGGAGAUGGAGGCGCUGCCGUACGACCAGACCAUGGACAACACAGACCUGCCUCUGGACCAGUGGAAACGUCACACUUUCACAGAGAUCCUGACCUUCAGGCCGCCCAGGGAUUCGAAAGAGACGUCACUUUAAGAGCACUACACACUCACACAGAUUCUUAAACACAAAACUGUACAUAGACACACCUGCACCCAGAAAUAUGCUUUUCUUCUUGUAUUUGUGUAGGAUUAAUGGAUAUUAUUAGUUUUUACUUUCAAUAAAUGUUUUUUUCAGUUGA